AUGGGUACUCCUUUAUUUGAGCAUGAUGAUUUCGAUUGGUCCGAUGAGAUAACAAUAGAACAAUUCAUAGCCAAGAAAUUGGACCUUCCGCAGCUGAUCAUAAUAACAAAUGGCUUCUACGACAGUUCGUUUGAAAGGACCAUCGAUAACUAUCAGAUUAUUUGCAUCAGUGGCUUUUCAACUCAAGAGAGGAUAAACGGAAUUGAUUCACAAAAAUGUGAAAUAAGUCUUCCCAUGAACUGUGACAUACUGAAAUUUACCAAAAACCCAAACUGUUCUUGGGAACAGAAAUUUCUGUUUGAAAUUCUUCGUAAUAAGAAGCUUCCUUGCAAAGUUUUCCUGUCGGAGUGUAGUCGUGAUGUCUUUCUGCACACUUACGUUGAGAGAGUGGAGGAUAAGCUUUCUGAAUUGUUACUAACACACAAGUCCCAAGCUUUUUUUCUCUAUGGAUUCACAAUGGACGAAACAAAAUUGCAUGCAUUGGAUAUAAUCACGUUACCAUCAUAUUUGUUCUUGACAUUUAAAAUUUUUAAAAAAAUUCUUCUUUUCCUCCAUUUUUUCAUUUCAUUCCAUCAUUUUUCCUUUCCUUUCUUUUUCCCUUUCUUUCCUUUCUCUCUUUUCAUUUCUUUCUUUCCUUCAUUUCUUUCCUUUCUUCCUUUUCUUGCAAACAUUUUUAUUAAUAAAUUUAUUUCAGAUUUUAAAAACUCCUUUCUUUCCUUUCUUCCUUUCUUUCCUUUCUUCCUUUCUUUCCUUUCUUCCUUUAUUUCCUUUCUUUCCUUUCCUUCCUCCCUUUUUUUCCUUCAUUUCUUUCUUGUAAACAUUUUUAUUAAUAAAUUUAUUCUAACAGAUUAUAAAAACUUUUUCCUUUCUUUCAAUCAUUUUUCCUUUCUCCCUUUCUUUUCUUUCUCUUUUUUUCUUUUCUUUCCUUCAUUUCUUUCCUUUCUUUCCUUACCUUUCUUUCCUUACCUUUCUUCAUUUCUUUCUUUCCUUCAUUUCUUUUCUUCCUUUCCUUUCUUUCUUUUCUUGCAAGCAAACUUAUUAAUAAAUUUAUUUCAAAUUUUAAAAACUUCUUUCUUCCUUUCCUUUCUUUCUUCCUUUCCUUUCUUUCUUCCUUUCCUUUCUUUCUUUCUUUCUUUUCUUUCCAUUCUUUCUUUCUUUCCUUUCUUUCCUUUCUUUCUUCCUUUCUUUUCUUUCUUUCUUUCUUUCUUGCAAACAUUUUUGUUAAUAAAUUUAUUCAUAAUGAUUACAAAUAUUUUAAAAACGUCUUUCUUUCCUUUCUUUCAUUCCUUCCUUUCUUUCCUUCCCUUCUUUCUUUCCUUUCCUUUCUUUCUUUUCUUUCUUGCAAACAUUUUUAUUAAUAAAUUUAUUCAUAAUGAUUACAAAUUUCUCUUUUUUUAUCAUUGUCCUUUCUUUUCUUUCUCACGUUUCCUCUUUUCUUUCCUUCCUUUUCUUGACACAAAUAUGAUUUCACACACUGUCCAGCUUUCAGUUUCAAACACGAUUCAACUGCAACUGGGAUAUACACUUUCUUCCUCUCUCUGGUUUUCUUUCUUCUUUAUUCUUCUUUAUACAAUUCAGCUUGUAACAGAGAUAUAUACUUUCUUCCUCUCUGGUUUUCUCUUUUCUUCAAGCGCAGACUGUAUUCUCAGCGUACAAAUUUCUUUGCGUCUUCUCAGCAAGCGGACGCUUUCACUCCCACUUCCCCCCCCUCUCUCUCUCUCUCUCUGGUCGAUUUCGAUUCGACUCACUUCAGCUCCAAUUCCAACUUCAGCUUUUUUCUUUUUCUUUUUCUUUCUUUCGUUCUUUUCUUUUUCUUUUUCUUUCUUUCGUUCUUUUCUUUUUCUUUCUUUCAUUCUUUUUUAUUUCUCAUUUCUUUCUUUCUCUUUCUACCUUCCGUUUGUUCUUUUCUUCGUUCUCCCUUUCUUUCAUUUAUUCUUUCUUUCUUUCUUUCAUUGCCAUUUUUUCUUUCUUUGGUUUUUUUCUUUCUUUGUUAUUUUUUUUUUACUUCUUUCUUUCUUCCUUUCUUUCGUUCUUUCUUUUUUUUUUUUGCUCGGUCUUUCUUUCGUUUGUCCUUUUUUUAUUUAUUUCUUUUGUUUGUUCUUUCUUUUGUUUGUCCUUUCUUUUGUUUGUUUUUUACUUCUUCCUUUCUUUCUUUUGUUCUUUUCUUUCUUUCGUUCUUUUGUUUCUUCUUUACUUCUCUCUUUCUUUCUUCCUUUCUUUUCUUUCUGA
Messenger RNA from Acanthosepion pharaonis, 2229 nucleotides. The record is from the annotation of a GenBank genome assembly. Lineage: Eukaryota; Metazoa; Mollusca; Cephalopoda; Sepiida; Sepiidae.